Messenger RNA from Drosophila miranda, 1672 nucleotides. RefSeq names its product adenosine kinase (gene Adk3). Bases 389 to 1495 code for a protein of 368 amino acids. The transcript is spliced from 3 exons. NCBI's taxonomy places the organism in Eukaryota, Metazoa, Arthropoda, Insecta, Diptera, Drosophilidae. Gene Ontology annotation, cellular component: nucleus; cytosol. The record is from RefSeq and is a predicted model, not a curated record. Gene Ontology annotation, molecular function: adenosine kinase activity. Gene Ontology annotation, biological process: purine ribonucleoside salvage.
CUUAUUUUCAAAGUCAAAAAGAACAAAAAGUCGAAAAAUAAAAAAAGAGCAACAAAAUGAGCAGGCAAUCCAAAGCGAAAACAGCGGAGUAUUCUGUAUAAAAGUGAACAAAGAAGUUGAAGUUGGUUCAAAAUGAUGUUCGGGGGAAUGGGAUAAGUGGGAAACCCACACGGCGACGAGCAUGAUAUAAAAACUCAGAGCAAAACCGGCUCCGGCAUUCAGUCGUUGGUCGCUGGUCGAGUCGGCGAAAGUUACGUUUACGAAUCUCGGGGCAGGCAUCGCUAUUGAUUCUGCUGUUGCCUACAAAUAGAGCAGACGGGAACUGCCAGUAAAUCAAUGUGACGUAGAAUCGCGAAAAGUACCCGCUCCACGCUAAUUUUUGAAAACAAUGCAGUACCUAAGCUACCUUUAUGAGAAAAUAUUCGGAGGCAGUCCCCCAUCAGACGACACGCAAGGGGGCUGCUACCACACACCCCGCAAAGUGGUGUGCUUUGGCAAUGUCUUGCUGGACCGCUUGGUGAAGCUGGAGGACCCGGAACUGCUGCAGCGCUACGACCUGGAACUGGGCUCCAAGGGGGAAAUGGAGCUGGAGAAACUCAACAAACUGGCCCUAGAAGCUGCCGAGAGUUCCCAAUGCCUGACAAAGCCGGGUGGCUCGGCCCUCAACACAGCUCGAAUCCUCAAGCAACUGGGCACCGAUCCCACCUUCUUUGGAGCCGUGGGCGCGGACAAGCAUGCGGAGGAGCUCCGUCUCAUCUUCCAGGAGCGGGGCAUCGAGGCCCGGCUGCAGACAAUCGAGUCGACGCACACGGGCCAGUGUGUGUGCCUCAUGUACGAGGACAAUCCCACGCUCUACGCGAAUAUUGGCGCCUCCGCCCAGUUCUCGGUGCAUGCACUGAGCCAGGCGGCCAUCCACGAGGGGCAGAGCUUCCUGCGUCCCCUCGAGCGCAAGCAGAUCCUGUACGUCGAGGGCUUCUUUGUGCCACAGUGUGCCGAUGUGUGCGACUACAUCGUGGAGAAUCUGGUCCGAAAUCGACGUCGUCUGGCCCUGAAUCUCAGUGCCCCUUACAUCGUCCGGGGGCACGCACAGGCCAUUCUGAAGCUGGCCCAGCACGCCUUCUUCCUUUUCGGCAACAGGCAGGAGUUCGAGGAACUCGCCGGGGCAUCUGGCUCCCCGAGUGUGGACCAGUUGGCCCAGAAACUGCUGCAGGACGGCAACACCAGAGUAAUCUUCAUCACCAAAGGCAGCUCCGGCGUCCAGGUGAUCACGAACUAUGUGGACGAGCUGGGUCCGCCCGGUCCCAUCACCGUUGAGGACUACCGGGCUCCGCGGGUGGAUGAGGUGGUGGACGCCACUGGGGCGGGCGAUGCCUUCGUCGCCGGCUUCCUUCACGCCUGGCUGGAGAAGCGUUCUCUGGGCGAAAGCAUCCGUGUGGCCACCGACGUCGCAGCCAAGGUGGUGACGCAGGUGGGCUGCAAUCUGCCGAGUCCCUAGCCGGAUCGAAUCUCCGGCAGCGCACAAUCAAGCACCAAAGUAGACUCUUAGUUUGUACGUUAAUUCCUCUUUAUGCUCCACAGACUUUAGGCUUAGUUUCUUGCCUCUCCCUCCUAAGCAGUGCCUUAAUGAGUUAAUAAAAGCUUAAUUUUUUGCAUCCAACGCGAGAUAAGGAAA